GGAGGAGGGCAGGUCGCGCCGGCGGGGGCGCAGGGCUUGCCCCACCCGGCUCGCAUCCCUCCGCCGCGCCCCGCCCCGCCCCGCCCGCCGCAGCCCGCGAGGAGCGAGGGCCGCCCGAGAUGGUGCGCGACGCCAGGACUGCCGCCGCCCCGCGCCGGGGGGAGAUGGCCUCCCGCGCCCCGCGCAGCUGAGCGCCGCCGCAGCCCGCAGCAGAUCAGCAAUCAAAAUUUUGAAGGUCAUAACCCUUCUGAUGGUGGUGGUAAGCCAUGGCGGCAGAUGAUAAAGUUGCCAUCUUAACUGAUGAUGAAGAAGAGCAGAAGAGAAAAUAUGUGCUUGCUGAUCCCUUUAAUGGCAUUUCCAGGGAACCAGAACCACCUUCAAACGAAACACCCACCUCCACAGAAACAGCUGCCAUUCCUGAGGAGGAAAUAGACUGGAUAGAGAAACACUGUGUUAAAAUAAACAAUGAUCUUCUCAUUUCCAAGGUCUUUUAUUUUUUCUUUUACUCUGCAUACGGCUCUCUUUACCCGCUUUUGCCUGUGUAUUAUAAACAGCUGGGAAUGUCACCAAGCCAGAGUGGAUUGCUAGUAGGUAUUCGAUACUUCAUUGAAUUCUGCAGCGCCCCCUUUUGGGGUGUAGUUGCAGAUCGCUUUAAAAAAGGCAAAAUUGUCCUCCUCUUUUCCCUUUUGUGUUGGGUUUUAUUCAACCUGGGCAUUGGAUGUGUGAAACCUGCUACCUUGAGAUGUGUACCAAAGAUUCCCCCAAUAGCUCAUCCCACCAAUUCAAAUCACCCGUUAACUAUCCUGCCAACAAAUUCUUCCAUUAUCUCUUCCACUACCACAUCACCACAAAUGAGGGAGAAAAGGAACCUGCUUCCAUCCAGCUGGCCGCUGAUAUUAGAAACAGGACCCAAUAUCACAGAAAGUGUCAUCUUUUCAACAGCUCCAAACAAGACCAGUGCACCCACUCUGCAGCCUCAGACAGAUGAAACAACUGACCAUCCUACGGACUUGACCUUGAACCCAAGCACCGCAACUCCGGCUUCCCCUGUAAAUGUAACCAGGGAGACAACCACUACUGCUGUCACCACCACCAAAUCGUUACCUUCUGACCAAGUCACUCUUGUCUAUGAUCAACAAGAAGUUGAAGCUAUAUUCUUGGUGAUAUUGGUAGUGGUCAUAAUAGGAGAAUUUUUCAGCGCCUCUUCUGUCACCAUUGUGGACACAGUAACACUCCAGUAUCUGGGAAAACACAGAGAUCGCUAUGGGUUGCAGCGCAUGUGGGGCUCCCUGGGCUGGGGCCUGGCGAUGCUGUCCGUGGGCAUCGGGAUUGACUACACCCACACAGAAGUGCUCAUCGACGGAAAAGGGUGUAAGCCCCCCGAGUACCGGAACUACCAGGUUGUCUUCAUCGUCUUUGGGGUUCUCAUGACCAUGGCCUUGAUUGUGGCUACCCAGUUCCGGUUCCGCUACAGCCACUUCAAGAACAGUGAAAACCAAGGCAAGGAGGUGGAGAUCCCUCAGGUGGAGAGGAACAGCUCCACAGAGUCCUCUGAGGAGACACCAACCACCGCGAGCCCCUUGCAGGCCUUCAGCUUCUGGGACUUACUCCGGCUGCUCUGCAGUGUGCAGUAUGGCUCCGUGUUGUUUGUGGCGUGGUUUAUGGGUUUUGGUUACGGGUUUGUGUUUACCUUUCUCUACUGGCACUUGGAAGACCUGAAUGGAACUACAACCCUCUUCGGGGUCUGCUCAGUCUUGAGUCAUGUGUCUGAGCUGACAGCUUAUUUUUUUAGUCACAAGCUGAUUGAAUUGAUUGGCCACAUCAGGGUUCUGUACAUUGGCCUGGCCUGCAAUACAGCUCGCUAUAUUUAUAUUUCCUACCUGGAAAAUGCCUGGACUGUUCUCCCCAUGGAAGUUCUUCAAGGAGUGACACAUGCUGCCAUCUGGGCAGCGUGCAUUUCCUACCUCAGCGCAGCAGUUCCCCCUGAGCUGAGGACGUCUGCUCAGGGGAUCCUGCAAGGCCUUCACCUGGGUCUGGGGAGAGGUUGUGGUGCCAUGAUUGGAGGCGUGUUAGUCAAUUAUUUUGGGGCUGCUGCCACCUUCCGAGGAAUCGGCAUGGCCUGCCUGGUGAUCCUCCUGCUCUUUGCCCUGAUCCAGUGGCUGGCGGUGCCAGAUGAGGAAGAAGACAAGACAAUGUUGGCAGAAAGGAUUCCUGUUCCUUCUAGUCCUGUUCCCAUAGCAACCAUUGACUUGGUACAGCAACAGACAGAAGAUGCCGGGCCACGCGUGGAACCCAGACUUCCACCCAAGAAAACCAAGCACCAGGAAGAACAGGAGGAUGUGAACAAGCCAGCCUGGGGGGUCAGCUCCUCUCCCUGGGUAACCUUUGUCUACACACUCUACCAAAUUAAAGAGAUGAUGCAGCUAACAAGGGAUAGUCGUGCUUCUGAGAUACAGCCUUUACAGUUGCACAUAGGAAGAGAGAUGAAAGGGCACCAGUGAAAAUCGGGAAAAUUCUUCAGCUGGUGGAGCCCAGCCUGUCCCAUGUGAGACUCACUCUGACCCAUGUAGAAACCAGCCAUCCCCUCAAGCAGCAGCAUCUCAGAUGCAGAGCAGCCCUGCCCACCCCAGUGUGGAGCAGCAUGUGGAGGAGAAUGAGGACCAGCAGGCUCAGCCUGCUGCUGGGGGACACUGAGGGCUCCCAUUCAUUUCACACCCUGCAUGGGACCAGGCCCCUCUGCCAGGACAGAGAGAGAGGCACCCUGAACCCAGGACAUGCCUCAUCUUGAGGAGCGUAGCACCACACACACUUCUAAACACCUGAACUCAUUAACAUGGAAACACGCACACCUAGGAGCUACAGUACACAUUGGCAGAAACAGGUAAACUUCCAUGGUCCUGCUGGAAUGGGAAGGGAAGUGGAGUUCAUGAGGACUUCAGAUACUUGGUUGGUUGGGCUGAGGACUACAGGACUUUUUCACAGUGCAGCAAGAGCUGAAACCAGCAGUUACACUAGGUAAGUGGAGGGGCAAAUAGUGUUUCAAGGUGAAUGUUGAUGUAACUUCCCUCUUCUGAUUAUUUAUUCUAAUUAUUUGGUUCUUAAUGUAAACAGAAGAAACAGAAUACAUAUGUAAUUUUGUCCUGAAGAGUAGUACCAUUUAAUAAAUUACAGAACAUAUUUAAAAAGUAACCAGAUAAAAUUUAGUAGCUUACAUGCUUUUGUUUCAAAAACAAAAAAAAAGGGAAAAGUUUCAUCAGAAACUUGGCAUAUCUCUAGCAAAUAUAUUUUUCUAUGCAUAUGGUAUACAAUGAAAAUGGUCAAUUCUUUGAGCAGUAAAAGCUAUUACUGACUACUGCAAUCUCAGCUAAGCUUUAAAAUGCCUUUUGUUUUAAACGGGCUUUAAGACCAGAGGAGGAAAUAUUUAAAAUAAACCAACCAAUUCAGUAUCCUAUGGCUUGAUAGACAAGGGUUUACUAAAUUUUUCAAGACUGUAAAUAGCCCCCAUCACUAUUUACAAUUUUAAAGUGAUUUGGGCUCUAAUUAGCUGAUGGGAUAAAACUAAAAGAAAAAAAAAUCACUGAAUUCCUAAGGGUUUCUUUAAUUAAGCAGUACUAUUUACAAAUGACAGUAUAAGAUUUAAGUGCCUGGGGGAGGAUUACAAAUUUUUUAAAUUACAUAAUGAAUCAGUUUUUGUUUGGUUUUUGGUGAAGGGAAAAAACUGGUGAAUAGGAAACCAGGAAUGGAAAGGACAGGAAUAAGAAGUAACUAUACUUUUCAAUGACUAAAGAAAGAAAUCUCAGUAUUUUCUUCCCCAUAAAGACACAAACACUGGACAGUUCAGAUAGGGGUAUGCUACUGUACAUAUUACAGUUACAGUCAGAACAAUGGGUGGUGAAUCACACAUAAAGUUUGCUGCUAAAAAUGGGAGCUGAGGAUACCAGAGGGACUUGGGGAAGGGCUUUAGUAAGAGAAGACUGCUUUAGCUGACUGAACUAUGGUGUGUAUAAUAGCUGUGGGUGAGCACAGAAGAGAGGAAGAAAAAAGCAGAGUUAAAAAUGAGCAACUCACCUUACCCUCUGACCCUGAUUAGACAGAAUCAGUUGUAAAGUGAGGGCUUCUCCAUGACACCACACUCUUGCCCAACACUGCAUCUAGGAGAAGAAAUUCUGCACUUGGAUGUCUAGCUUUGCCACAAAACACAGCUUAAAAGUAACAGGAAGAAAUAGAAUUAAGCAAAUAGUUAUUUUUGCACUUGAACUGAAACGUACUGUACUGUAAAUUAUCAUGACUCAUUUUAAGUGACCUUUAAAUCAGAUGUAUUUAUUAUGCUCAUGCAAUUAUAAAAAUAAAGAAAGAUGACAGGCUGAACCUCACCUAUGAAUGUACAGUAUGUGGAUUUGUGAAACUGUAGGAGUUCAAAAACUUAUAUUGUACUUGUGUUUACAGUUCUGAUUUAUUCCUUUGAAAAGCCUGCUGUUUUGGAAAUGCACAGUUAACAUGUUGAAAUAAAAAUAAAUACCAUUUUUAAA
Manis pentadactyla (Chinese pangolin) is the source of this 4529-nucleotide messenger RNA. RefSeq names its product major facilitator superfamily domain containing 6 (gene MFSD6). NCBI's taxonomy places the organism in Eukaryota, Metazoa, Chordata, Mammalia, Pholidota, Manidae. Gene Ontology annotation, cellular component: plasma membrane. The record is from RefSeq and is a predicted model, not a curated record. Gene Ontology annotation, biological process: antigen processing and presentation of exogenous peptide antigen via MHC class I. The coding region runs from base 267 to 2501 and encodes 744 amino acids. The transcript has 8 exons.